This is a messenger RNA of Gopherus evgoodei (Goodes thornscrub tortoise), 13730 nucleotides long. RefSeq names its product calcium voltage-gated channel subunit alpha1 E (gene CACNA1E). Gene Ontology annotation, cellular component: membrane; neuronal cell body; voltage-gated calcium channel complex. Gene Ontology annotation, biological process: calcium ion import across plasma membrane; chemical synaptic transmission. Gene Ontology annotation, molecular function: high voltage-gated calcium channel activity; calcium ion binding. The record is from RefSeq and is a predicted model, not a curated record. NCBI's taxonomy places the organism in Eukaryota, Metazoa, Chordata, Testudines, Testudinidae.
GGCGCUGAAGAUGCUUGGACUCGGCGCAUGUUCUGUGAGUGCUCACACGCUCUCCGAGGCCAGCUCUUUCACAGCCAGUGGGGUUGCCGAGUUGGAUUCCGACUCCCAGAGAUACGUCCUGGCCCUUCCAGAGGAAGAGACAUGGCGCAAGCACCAGCUUGGCCUGAUGCAAGCCAGCCAGUCCUGCAGCCUGCUGGAGCCCGAGGCCUUGGGGGACGCUCUGGUCUCACGCACGGCCAGCUUUGACAUCCUCUAUGAGCCAGGGUCCCGGGAGGCGGAGGCCGGCUUGGGCUUUGAGGGGAGCAGUACUUUUGACCUGGGACUGAGCCAGUACAUCCCGGUGAGCCCAGAUGUGAUUAAGCGCCGGAGGGGCGGGCUGAUCGAACAGCGGGACAUCAUCAAGGCGCACGAGGCUCACAAGAUGCAGAGCACACCGCAGGCGAGGCGGAAGGAGUGGGAGAUGGCUCGCUUUGGGGAGGCGGUGGCUGGCCGCCUGGGAUCCGGAGAUGCGAGCUCUGAACAGAACAGGAUCCGCCAAGGACCCCCCGCGCCUUCCGGAGCGACCCCGGGAGUCAAGCAAACCAAAGCGCAGAGGGCCAGGACUAUGGCUCUGUACAACCCCAUUCCAGUCCGACAGAACUGCUUCACAGUCAACAGAUCCCUCUUCCUCUUUGGGGAAGAUAACAUGGUCAGGAAAUACGCCAAGAAGCUCAUCGACUGGCCGCCCUUUGAAUACAUGAUCCUGGCCACCAUCAUUGCAAACUGCAUCGUCCUAGCGCUGGAGCAGCACCUCCCCGAGGAUGACAAGACACCCAUGUCCCGACGACUAGAAAAGACAGAGCCUUACUUCAUUGGGAUCUUUUGCUUUGAAGCUGGAAUUAAAAUAGUUGCUCUGGGAUUUGUUUUCCACAAGGGCUCAUACCUCCGGAAUGGCUGGAACGUCAUGGACUUCAUCGUGGUCCUCAGUGGCAUCCUCGCCACGGCUGGAACUCACUUCAACACCCAUGUGGACCUGCGGACCCUGAGAGCGGUGCGUGUGCUCAGGCCUCUGAAGCUCGUCUCAGGCAUUCCCAGCUUACAGAUCGUGUUGAAGUCCAUCAUGAAGGCCAUGGUGCCCCUUCUCCAGAUAGGCCUCCUGCUCUUUUUCGCAAUUCUGAUGUUCGCCAUCAUCGGCCUGGAGUUCUACAGUGGGAAACUGCACCGAGCUUGCUACACAAAUAAUUCAGGUGAACUGGAAGAACUGGAUCCCCCACAUCCGUGUGGGGUGCAGGGAUGCCCCUUGGGUUACGAGUGCAAGGAGUGGAUUGGUCCCAACGACGGGAUCACUCAGUUUGACAACAUCCUCUUUGCUGUGCUGACUGUCUUCCAGUGCAUUACCAUGGAAGGGUGGACCACAGUGCUGUACAAUACCAAUGAUGCCUUAGGAGCCACCUGGAACUGGCUGUACUUCAUCCCCCUCAUCAUCAUCGGCUCCUUCUUUGUUCUUAACCUUGUCCUGGGAGUGCUUUCCGGGGAAUUUGCCAAAGAGCGAGAGCGGGUGGAGAACCGCAGAGCCUUCAUGAAGCUGCGUCGCCAGCAGCAGAUCGAACGCGAAUUGAAUGGCUAUAGGGCCUGGAUAGACAAAGCAGAGGAAGUAAUGCUGGCUGAAGAGAAUAAAAAUGCUGGGACAUCAGCCUUGGAAGUGCUCAGGAGAGCAACCAUCAAAAGGAACCGGACAGAAGCAGUGAAUCGUGACUCGAGUGAAGAGCAUUGUGUCGAUAUCUCCUCCGUAGGUACCCCUCUCGCUCGUGGCAGCAUCAGGAGUGCUAAAGUGGAUGGCGCCUCCUAUUUCCGGCACAAGGAGCGACUUCUGCGCAUCUCUGUUCGCCAUAUGGUGAAAUCCCAAGUGUUUUAUUGGACCGUCUUGAGCUUGGUGGCUCUCAACACUGCCUGCGUAGCCAUUGUCCAUCACAACCAGCCCCCAUGGCUCACCCACCUCCUCUACUAUGCAGAGUUCCUGUUCCUUGGGCUUUUCCUCCUGGAGAUGUCCUUAAAGAUGUAUGGAAUGGGGCCGCGCCUUUACUUUCAUUCCUCUUUCAACUGCUUUGACUGUGGGGUCACAGUGGGAAGCAUCUUCGAAGUGGUCUGGGCUAUCUUCAGACCAGGAACCUCUUUUGGGAUCAGCGUCUUACGAGCCCUCCGUCUUCUGAGAAUAUUUAAAAUAACAAAGUAUUGGGCAUCCCUGAGGAAUUUGGUGGUCUCCCUGAUGAGCUCCAUGAAGUCGAUAAUCAGCUUGCUCUUCCUCCUUUUCCUCUUCAUUGUUGUCUUCGCUCUGUUGGGAAUGCAGCUGUUUGGAGGCAGAUUUAAUUUCAUGGAUGGGACUCCUUCUGCAAACUUCGACACCUUCCCUGCAGCUAUCAUGACAGUGUUUCAGAUCCUGACAGGUGAGGACUGGAAUGAGGUGAUGUACAACGGGAUCCGCUCCCAGGGUGGAGUCCGCUCAGGCAUGUGGUCCUCCAUCUACUUCAUCAUCCUCACCUUGUUUGGAAACUACACUCUGCUGAAUGUGUUCUUGGCCAUCGCUGUGGACAACCUAGCCAAUGCCCAGGAGCUGACAAAGGAUGAGCAGGAGGAAGAGGAGGCUUUUAACCAAAAGCAUGCUCUGCAGAAAGCCAAGGAAGUCAGCCCGAUGUCUGCUCCAAACAUGCCUUCCAUUGAAAGGGACAGAAGGAGGAGACACCACAUGUCGAUGUGGGAGCCACGCAGCAGCCAACUGAGGGACAGGAGAAGGCGACAUCACAUGUCGGUCUGGGAGCAGCGUACCAGUCAGCUCCGCAGGCACAUGCAGAUGUCCAGCCAGGAGGCCCUCAACAAGGAUGCCCCUCCCUUGAUUAACCCUCAUGCCAGCAUAUUCAGGAGGAAAAUUCCUGGGGAAAAUGUAACCUUGGAGAAGGGUGAAGAGGGUCAUGGAGGCAGCACAGAGCACCAGCAGGUGGAAUGCCUGGACCAACCCAUCGCAGGCACCAACUCAUGCCCAAGCACCAAAGAGGACCAGAAAAGCCCAUCCCCUCGAGCCAAGAGAGACAGGGAACAAUGGCAUCAGAAAUCAUGCCACGGGAACUGUGAUCUGACUGAGCAGGAUGGGGCAGGGAGAGGAGGGGGAGGGGGAGGCGCAGGGAUUGAAGACCGAGCACGGUUGAGGCAGAGCCAGAGGCGCAGCCGGCACCGGAGAGUGAGAACUGAGGGGAAGGAGCCAUCUGGGGCCCUGGAGAGCAGGUCAGCCAGCCAAGAGGCUGGCCUGGAGGAAGCCAAUCCCACGGAAGGAGAGCAGGCCAGAAAUGAAGGGGGGAAGGAGGACACGAAUCAGGAGGAGCCACUGGCAGGCGAGGAGCUGAACAGAACCAAUGAAAUCCCAGCCUGUGAUGCUGCCUUUGAUGGGGCUAUGCAGGAAGUGAGCCCCCUCAAAGUCCCCCAUGAGCUCAACGAGGAGAAGAACACUAGUUUGACAGAGCAAGAUUGCAGCGGCCUGGACACCAGUGACCAAGCCCUGCUGGGCAGCUUGCAGAUGGAGAUGAGCAGAACCGUCAGCAGGAGCGAACCCGAGCUGUCCUCCGUCACGGCCAACACGGAGAAAGCCACUGAGAGCACCGCCAUCAUGAUUGAUGUCCAAGACUCCACUGUGGUACAGAUUAGCAACAAGACGGAUGGAGAAGCCAGCCCCUUAAAGGAGGCAGAGACAAAAGAGGAUGAGGGGAAAGAGAAGAAGAAACGGAAGAAGGAGAAAAGCUCAGAGACGGGCAAAGCGAUGGUGCCUCAUAGCUCCAUGUUUAUCUUCAGCACGACAAACCCAGUGCGGAGAGCCUGCCAUUACAUCGUGAACCUGCGCUACUUCGAGAUGUGCAUCCUCCUGGUGAUUGCCGCGAGCAGCAUUGCCCUGGCAGCAGAGGACCCUGUCCUGACCAACUCUGACAGGAAUAAAGUCCUGAGGUAUUUUGACUACGUUUUCACGGGUGUCUUCACCUUUGAAAUGAUUAUAAAGAUGAUAGACCAGGGCUUGAUCCUUCAGGACGGCUCUUACUUCCGAGACCUCUGGAACAUCCUGGAUUUCAUCGUGGUAGUUGGGGCACUGGUGGCUUUUGCCUUGGCGAAUACAUUGGGGACCAACAAAGGCCGGGAUAUCAAAACCAUUAAGUCUUUGCGUGUGCUCCGGGUCUUGAGGCCCCUGAAGACCAUUAAACGAUUGCCCAAACUCAAGGCUGUCUUUGACUGUGUAGUGACUUCCCUGAAGAAUGUCUUCAACAUACUUAUCGUCUACAAGCUCUUCAUGUUCAUCUUCGCAGUCAUCGCUGUCCAGCUGUUCAAGGGCAAAUUUUUCUACUGUACAGACAGCUCUAAGGACACAGAGAAGGAUUGCAUAGGCAACUACGUGGACCAUGAGAAAAACAAGAUGGAAGUGAAGUGUCGUGAAUGGAAGCGCCAUGAAUUUCACUACGACAACAUCAUUUGGGCUUUGCUUACGCUCUUCACUGUCUCCACUGGAGAGGGGUGGCCACAGGUGCUGCAGCAUUCAGUGGAUGUUACUGAGGAGGACAGGGGGCCCAGCCGCAGUAACCGCAUGGAGAUGUCCAUUUUUUACGUGGUAUAUUUUGUGGUCUUCCCUUUCUUCUUUGUCAACAUCUUUGUGGCUCUCAUCAUCAUCACUUUCCAGGAGCAAGGAGACAAAAUGAUGGAGGAGUGCACUCUGGAGAAGAACGAGAGGGCGUGCAUUGACUUUGCCAUUAGUGCCAAACCUCUCACGCGCUACAUGCCUCAAAACCGACACACCUUCCAGUACCGUGUCUGGCAUUUUGUGGUCUCCCCAUCCUUUGAGUACACCAUCAUGGCCAUGAUAGCACUGAAUACCGUGGUGCUGAUGAUGAAGUACUAUUCUGCUCCCUACACAUAUGAGCUGGCUCUUAAGUACCUGAACAUUGCAUUUACCAUGGUGUUCUCAUUGGAAUGCGUCCUGAAGAUCAUAGCUUUUGGCUUCCUGAAUUAUUUCCGGGACACUUGGAACAUCUUUGACUUCAUCACUGUGAUUGGCAGCAUCACCGAAAUCAUCUUGACAGACACCAAGCUGGUGAACACCAGCAGCUUCAACAUGAGCUUCCUGAAGCUGUUCCGGGCUGCUCGCCUCAUCAAACUGCUCCGCCAGGGCUACACCAUCCGUAUCCUGCUGUGGACCUUUGUGCAGUCCUUCAAGGCCCUCCCAUAUGUCUGUCUCUUGAUCGCUAUGCUUUUCUUCAUAUAUGCAAUCAUUGGGAUGCAGGUUUUUGGGAAUAUCAAAUUAGAUGAAGAAAGCCACAUUAACCGUCACAACAACUUCCGCAGCUUCCUGGCCUCCCUUAUGCUCCUUUUUAGGAGUGCCACGGGUGAGGCAUGGCAGGAGAUCAUGCUGUCAUGCCUGCAAGGCAAAGGCUGUGAGCCAGACACCACGGCAACGUCCGGACAGCACGAGAAUGAGCACUGUGGAACGGAUCUGGCUUACGUGUACUUUGUCUCCUUCAUCUUCUUUUGCUCCUUCCUGAUGCUCAAUCUGUUUGUGGCUGUCAUCAUGGACAAUUUUGAAUACCUGACUCGGGAUUCCUCCAUCCUGGGGCCUCAUCACUUAGAUGAGUUUGUCCGGAUCUGGGCGGAGUAUGACAGAGCUGCGUGUGGCCGCAUCCAUUACACUGAGAUGUAUGAAAUGCUGACUCUCAUGUCACCACCGCUAGGCCUCGGCAAGAGAUGUCCCUCCAAAGUGGCCUAUAAGAGGCUAGUGCUGAUGAACAUGCCUGUGGCUGAGGACAUGACGGUCCAUUUCACCUCUACCUUGAUGGCUCUGAUCCGUACAGCACUGGACAUCAAAAUCGCUAAAGGUGGUGCAGACUGGCAGCAGUUGGAUUCGGAGCUGCAAAAGGAGAUUCUGGCCAUCUGGCCUCACCUGUCCCAGAAGAUGCUGGACGUACUAGUGCCCCUGCCAAAAACUUCUGACCUGACCGUGGGCAAAAUAUAUGCAGCCAUGAUGAUCAUGGACUACUAUAAGCAGAGCAAAGCAAAGAAGCAGAAACAGCAGCUGGAGGAACAGAAAAAUGCCCCUAUGUUCCAGCGCAUGGAGCCCUCAUCUCUGCCUCCAGAGAUCCUUUCUAAUGCCAAAGCUUUGCCUUACCUCCAGCAGGACACCCUUUCAGGCCUGAGCAGCCGAAGUGGGUACCCGUCGCUGAGUCCACUCUCUCCUCAAGAGAUAUUCCAACUGGCUUGUAUGGAUUCGACACAUGGGCAGUUCCAGGAGCAGCAAUCUCUGGAGCCAGAGGUUAGAGAGUUUCAAAGCGUGCAGCCCUCUAACCGUGGCAACUAUCUCCCCGUGGACACUCAGGAGCGCGCUGUAUCUGGGAGGGCCUCCUCCAUGCCACGCCUGACUGUGGAUCCCCAGGUGGUUACAGACACAAGCUCUAUGAGACGAUCAUUCUCCACCAUCCGGGACAAGCGUCCUAACAGCUCCUGGCUGGAUGAGUUCUCCAUGGAGCGAAGCAGUGAAAACACGUACAAGUCACGCCGGCGCAGUUACCACUCCUCGCUGCAGCUGUCUGCUCGCCGCCUGAAUGCAGACUCAGGCCACAGGUCCGAGACACAUCGCUCGGGCGGAAGAGAACGAGGACGAUCCAAAGAACGCAAGCACCUGCUAUCCCCAGACAUCUCCCGCUGCAACUCGGAGGAGAGGAGUCCGCAGGCAGAUGGCGAGUCUCCUGUCCGACGCCAGUCCAGGUCACCCAGCGAGGGCAGAUCACAGACGCCAAACAGGCAGGGCACGGGCUCGCUGAGUGAAAGCUCCAUCCCCUCUAUAUCUGACACCAGCACCCCGAGACGAGGUCGCCGGCAACUCCCUCCGGUCCCCCCGAAGCCACGGCCACUCCUCUCCUAUGCCUCCAUGAUGCGGCACCCUGGUGACACAUCCCCACAACCCGAUGAGAGCGAGGCGGGAUCCCCUCUAUUCUCCCAGGCGCUGGAGACGAAUGACACCUGCCUGACCGAGUCUUCCAGCUCUCCGCAGGGAAAGCAGAGCCGGCACUCCACCCCCCAGCGGUACAUCUCGGAGCCAUACCUGGCCCUGCAUGACGACUCCCAUGCUUCAGACUGCGGUGAGGAGGAGACACUCACCUUUGAGGCUGCUGUUGCCACCAGCCUUGGCCGCUCCAACACCAUCGGGUCAGCCCCUCCCUUGCGGCACGGCUGGCAGAUGCCCAAUGGGCACUACAGGAGAAGGAGAAGAGGGGCAGCGCAGGGGGUGAUGUGUGGGGCUAGCAUCGACGUGCUAAGUGAUACGGAAGAAGAUGACAAGUGCUAGAGGCCGCUCCCUCCCUCUGUUGCAUGCUCUUCGCCACGCGUGGGAAUGAAAUGAACCCAAAAUCAAAUGCAGGAGAAAUAAAAUCUUUGUGCAAAAAAACUUUGAACCCACUGACCCCUCCUCACAUUUUUUCUGCACAAAGAAGCAUUUGAUUCGCUUGCACACCUCUGGUCCAGUAAGGCUCAUGCACCAGUGGGAUGAGUGUGGAAACCAUGGAAAUGCCCCUCCCAAGCAAAACAGGACUUUAUGCCUAUGGGAAACCAAAGGAUGGAUCCGCUGCCAAGCAAAACUCAGCAGAAAGCAGCCAGGACCAUGAGAUUUAUUUGUAUUUGCCUUGGUCCCUUGAAGCUUGGCAAAAGAUCCCAGCAGGCAGCUUUGGGCAUGUUUCAUUUUUCCCUUGGGAAGUCGGAGUGGGAGGAUUGAGACAGAUGUGGUGCCCUUCCAGAGAAAUGGACGCCAUCACUGGGGUUCUCUUGUGCUGCCCGUGGCUUUUGGUUUGCUUCCCAGAUGCAUUAGCGACAAAACUACCAGGAGGAAGGUGGGGUGGGGGCGGGCGGUGGUCCCGGAGCCCAGCAGACAGCCAGCCGCUGCUGUGCAUGGUGGGAGGGGAUGGGUUCAGGUGAAACCAAAACAAAACGGCUUGUACCAUGGGGAGAUUUUGGGAGGAGGGGCUGGGGGCAAUGCUGCUGAAUGUAACCACCUUGCUCAUACAUAUAUUAUUUAUAUACUGAGAACUAUAGGUGUGUGUGUGUAUAUACGGUAUGUGUGUGUAUAUAUAUUUAUAUGCUGUAUAUAUAAAGAUAUACACAUGCAGGUAUUUGUUUUAGUCAGCUGGUGCACGGUAUCUCCAGGGCCACCUUUCUCCCGCAGGACCUCUAGCCAGCAGGCGAACACUUUCUGUUGACUUACAGUAUGGUAUUUUUCCUACCCUGCGUCUUGUUCAGUUGGACAAACGAGGCUGGGUCAGGCCCCUUUCCCCCUCCCUGGAAGAUGGCAGACCUGUUGUUUGAAAUGCAAAAUACAGUUGUAGGUGGAUUUAAAACAAAAGGAAACGCCUCCCAGGAGAUAUUAACAUGAGUGGCGGUUUUAUUGCUGGGCUGUGAUUUUUGCAUGUGGUUGAGCACCAGCUAGACUGAGGGUCUGAGUGUGUGCCAAAGAAGUUACCACUUCACGGUUUACACUUGGACACCUAUCUGAGUUCCUUGCUGGGCUAUGGGACUAUGAAAAUCUAGAGAAAGGAGUGGGAAUAUCUCUUUACACCAAUACCUCCCCACUUCCUCUCAUGUGUGCGGCUGGCCUGGCACCAUACUCUCUUCCUUGCGGUUCAGGUGCCUCUGCGUUUCACUGAUGCAUGGACAGAAUAUGCACUAGGGGUCUGACCAAAGCUUCCAAAGUCAGUGGAAGUGUUCCCACAAAUAUCAGUGGGCUUUGGAUCAGGUUCUGAUUGAUGCCCCUUUGUUCUGACUGAGUGUGAAAGUGUUGUGUACUGGCAGACUGCUUUGGCAAACAUGAGCAGGUUCUUCCCUAACGAGCCACCCUAGUGCCAGUUGAGCAGGGCUAGGUGAUGCAGAUAAGUACAUAAAUCUCUGCCCAGCCCAGUCCUAACCCAAGAGACCCAGAGGAAAUGCAUCCACCCUCUCGAACAAUGAAACUGAAGGAGUGAGCACAGUACUUUUCAAAACCAGACUAAUUGAUGUAGAGAGAGGGGGUGGAAGGUGCAGAUGGAAAGCAUGGCCAUUGGGGUUGAGCCCUUCUCCCCUCCCCAUUCCCCAAGCAGCUUCAUCGCUGCAUGGAGGGACACUUAGGACACUUAGGCAUAUUAGCCUUUCAAGAUCUCCUGCAGAGGCAAUGCUACAGACUGAAUCCAGUCCCCACGUCCCUACUGGGAAAAAUGAGGGCAGCAUCCUUUAUUUCCCAAGUUCAGGUGCAGGACUGGAGGAUUUAGCUUCUCAUCUCUUCUCAAUUUGCCAUGAGCUGUGAGACCCCAGUCAGUUUCCAAAAUCUUAACCUUCCUGCCUCGUGGCCUGCUGCCUACUCUUCCACUGGCAAAUUACGGGCACUCUGGAGCAGUUCUAGGCAGAAUGUUCUCCCCCAAGUCACAAACAGAUUGGCACCAUCAUUGUGCCUUCAAUCUCAUAUGGAUUGAAGAAGGUUUCUUUGAGAAGCUUUAAAAUAUACAUAUGAAGUACCUAAUGGGACAGUGUCAUGCAAGCGGGGUUUUAUUAGCAUUGUCUUGAGAAGGUUACAUUACUCAGGGGUUAAUUGUCAGCUCAACCCAAACCAAGGGCCUCUUCAACCUUUCCAUUACACCAUCGUGCAUUAUGCCAUGCAGUGUACAGAAAAAAUCCAUUUGGAGCAAGUUUUAGACAGGUAUAUUAGGACUGUUUAUUGUAUCCCUUCACCUGUUAGCCAGGUGCAACAGGACUUAAAAUGAGCUUUAUUAACCAUAAAAAUGUCAUGGCUGCAAGACCCAGUAUCUCAUCACCUUCCAGAGCUAGGAGAAGCAUGCUGUGUAUCUUGCUGAGAAUCUCCCCUCUCCAAUGGGUUAAGGAGCCAUGGGGGUUAGGCACCCACAUCACAUUGGAAGGUCAGUGAACGUUGGGCACCUAACUCCCAUUUGAGUCUUUAAAAAUCUGCCCUUAAAGCUCCCAUUUCUAGCACUUCAGCAUUACAUAGUAUUUGGCCAUCGAGCUGUCCCUGCAUCAGGAAUGAUUAUCACCUGUCAAGGGGCCUCUGCCCAGUCUAAUUAUGAUAGGGAGAAAUUCGACAUUUAGGGGCAAGAAGAAACAAUUCUGUGGCAGAUUGAUUUGAGGAGCUGCUCAAGGUUUUCGGCUGUUAGAAGUCAUCCUGGUGUGAGGAUGGAUUAGUGGACAGAGUGCAAGCAAGGGGAAUGAAGGAGCAAGAUCAGUGUAGUUUAUUGCAUGGUUAUGCCAUUUUUCUCCCAUGGCUCUGCCACCUAUCCCAUAGCUCUGCAAUUCUGCACGUGCAUAGCAUCUCAGUCUGUGGGAGGAGGACGAGGGAGCGCGUUUAUUCUAUAUGACAUGGCUUUCAUGUAAACAGGACUUAUUUUCCCUCAGAAGGUGUGUUUCUAGGCACGUGCUCUGUUUCUAGGCACGUGCUCUGUCUUCUGUCUUUCAGUGAUAAUCUUCAAAGGAAACACAUAAGUAAUCAGCCAUGUGUGCUGUCCCCAAUGUGCAGUACCCAGCACAAGUCCUUCAGAGGACCCAAAGAACUGAUUUAGCAAAUCAACAAUUUCUUCUCCCUUUCAGUGGCCUUUAUGCAGAAAUUGAGGUAGGAGGCUGAUUUUCACUUUCGGUUUUAGGCUGUUCAGGCCUUGGUUCAGCAAUCCAUCCCUCUCCAGCAAAGCAUGCUUAACUACGCUGAAUUAGGAUGGAUUUAAGCAUAUGCUUAGAUGCUAUACUGAACUGGGACCCAAAUGCACUAAGGAUAUGCGAGUGCAGACCAAAAGCUUACCCGGCAGGCAGGACUGGAUUGGAAUGGAUUUGUCUGCAGUUAGUUUGUGGCUGGCCUGGUCUGCUUGAAAAUUGAAAUUUUCCUUUCCUAAAGUCCAGCUAUGCCACAAAAUAAAUCCAGUCUGAGAGGGGAGGGCUGGCCGCCCACGCUUCCAGUGUUCCCAGGAUGAUUUGGCCCCUCCUGUCCACAUACACGUGCAAAUGGAAGGGAACAAACGAGCAAUAAGCAGCUGGCAAUAUAAUGGUGUGGGUAUUAUUAUAUAGCAACUUUUGUUUUAAGGUACCUGUACAGAUAAAUGGGCUAAAAUCCUGCUCCUGCUGAGAGUGGUGAGGUGGAGAGUGCAAGCGGAUUCAGCAUAAGGGAUGCUGGUAGACUCCGGGAUUGUCCGGCUGUAGGAAGAGGGUUGAGCAGAGUAUGGGUGAGUAAGCCUGCCUGCUGUACUGCAGUGCAGCAUAUGCAGGACGAGUGUGCUUAUCUGUAGAGUUCAUGAAGUUGAGUCAUCUGGGACAACUUCCUAAUACAGGAAUACAGCGUAUGGCUAAAUUCCAGCUCCAGCUGUAACUUCUCUGUAAUUCUGUUCUGCCAGCCUGAAUUCCCCCUGUGGUUUUAAAUGUGUGUUCUCUGCUGUGCUCACUGUAGCAGAGGGUAGGGUAGCUGUAGUGUAGGAUAGCUGUUUUGUUUCCACCCCAGAGGUGGUUGCAUUUCAGUAGGGCGAGGAGUGAUCUUUGUACAAGUCAGUGGGAGUUUUGCCAUUCAUUUCAGCAGGACUAGACUUUGGCUUGGGGGCUGUAUAAAUGUUUUGGGACCGAAGAUGCUAUGUAAUUAUAAUACUCAAUGUACUAUAUUACUCGGGCCAGUUGUGAUGGCUGAAUUGUGCAUCUACAGUUACGUUGGUGUGCCUUGUCAGACUAGGAGGGGAUGCUGUGCUCUGAAGGCACGUGUUUGGGGUGCUUUAACUGGGAAGUGUGAGCACGUGGCCCUUAGCUUCUUGCAAUCAUGCCCUCGUUUCUGUCAGAGGGUUAUUGUGUUUUAGUUUGUCCAUGUUGUGCAGCAGCCUCAGCCACCCAAAUCCUAACUCUAGACAAGUGACAUUUAAUUCUGCACCACCCACUAGAUAAGCUACAGCUCGGUCCUUAGAAAUCCCAUUGGCAUUCGCUGACCUGAAACUGGAAGUGAAGAUCAGCCUCCCACAUCAUUUUCUGAGUUUCUGAAAAAAUGUUUCAAUGAAAAAUGUCAGCCAGCUCUAAGAACUACCCAGUUCUCGAGGGGAGAGAUUGGGGAAAAGAUCCGUAUUCUAGGUGCCAAAUGCUUUCACUGCUUAUCUGUGCCCUUGUGCCUCACUCCAAGGAAUGACUGUCCCUCUCUCCUGUGUGCCAAAUCCUCUUGCCACCCCCAAACACCCCCAACAAGCUACCCAGUUCCUCCCCAGCCAUCCUAACCCUCUCUUAGUUAUCUGACCCUCUCGCUGUCCCUAAACAAGUGAUGAAUCCAUCCCUGCACAGCUCUUUUGGCUGGUUAAUUCACACAAAGCAUCCCUAAAAGUGAUCUAGACCCCCUUUUCCGGCGGCUUAACUUCUCUCAGCAAGCAAGCCCACUCUUCUGUCAGCUCCCAUCCUGUCUAGUUGCUAGGUCUCAUCCUGCUGGACUGUAAUGAGGGUUAACCCAAGGUCCAAAUGACUGCCCAGUAAUUCACUGCCAUCUGAAACCUCUUUGCAGGAUCUCUCUACCUCAUUAUGUUUGAUCUCAUUAGCCCACCUGCCAAACCAUACAGAAAUGUAGCAGUUUCAUUUAUUGUGUUGCUUGGUUUUAAUUUGUCAGGCACCAGAUGAUAGGGGGAUGGGUGCAUUUAAAAACAUACAAACAGUGAUUAAAGGGCUGGGCUGUCAUUGUCAGGGCUAGGCAUGUGGCUCUGACUUUCAGUGUUUUCGGGGGGUGGGGCAUUUUGUGUUUUGAGCAGAGGGCCCUCUCAGGGGCUUUAGACUCAGGUUGGUAGAGAAGGGCCUGAGUUGCUGCGCUGGGCUGUGUGAAUUCAGCUCAGAGAGUUGGGGCUGUCUGGGUCUGGCUCAGGCUCAUCUCCGAUAUGGAGCUUUCACUUGCCGAUCUGUUUGCCGUUAUAAAGAGCUUUUGGUGGCUUCUCGACAGUAUGAAGAGCAUCUCUCCUGCAAUUUGCAGUUCCAUUUAUUGCCCAGGAAGCUCACAAGAGCAUUUUCGAACCCCAGGGAGAGGCAGGCAGCAGAGACCUUGGAAACAUAUCUGCUGGACCAGCUGUCAGCCAGGAGAAUGCAGCACAGGCCCCAUUGCGUAUGGAUCCAGGCCCAUGGAUUUCCUUUCACUCUUUUAAGUCCUUCAUUUAGCCAAAAUGUAAAGACUCGUGCAGGGGAUUUCCUGACUCAAAUCUUUCCAUGUAAAGUGAAUCUGGAGAAGGUACAGCUGUCUACCAGCAGCAGCCACUGUCUCUGCAGCUCUGAGCCAGUAACUACCUGAGCCCCUGCCACUUUGGGGCAACACACAACACCCCCAAGGAGACUUGAACAAAGACCCUUUUGGUCCACGGGCAGUGCCAGAUGAUCCUCCACCUGGCUGCUGGACUUUUCUUGGCUAGAUGUCGUUCCCCCUGUGCAUCACAGCUCCUUGGAGCUUGAUGCCUCUCAAGUUAGGUGAAGUGCAGUGAGUCCCAGGUAGGGUUGCCACGUGUCCGGUUUUUUAUUGGAACGCCCGGUCAAAAAGGGACCCUGGCGGCUCCAGUCAGCACUGCUGACCAGACUGUUAAAAGUCCAGUUGGUGUGGGACUGGCAGGCUCCCUACCUGUGCGGCUCCUCAGAGGAGGCAACAUGACCCUUGGCUCCUAGGCAAAGGGAUGGCUGGGAACCAUGGCCAAUGGGAGCUGCAGAGGUGGCGCCCGUGGGCAGAGGCA